Fusarium musae is the source of this 1722-nucleotide messenger RNA. RefSeq lists its product as uncharacterized. The record is from RefSeq and is a predicted model, not a curated record. The coding region runs from base 1 to 1722 and encodes 573 amino acids. The transcript is spliced from 3 exons. Lineage: Eukaryota; Fungi; Ascomycota; Sordariomycetes; Hypocreales; Nectriaceae. Gene Ontology annotation, molecular function: heme binding; iron ion binding; monooxygenase activity.
AUGGCCUAUUACAUCAGCAUCUCGCUCUUGUUUUGGGUGCUCCUCGGAGCUUCAGUGCUCUACGCAUUGACGGUCCCAGGUAGACGACGGAAAGGGUUGCCUCAUGGACCUCCGACUCUGCCUAUCAUUGGGAAUCUGCACCAGAUGCCCACUCGAAAGGCCUACAUCAAGUUUGCCGAGUGGGCCAAGCAAUAUGGCGACAUGUAUUCGAUCAAGAUCGGGUCGACAACAACUGUUGUUCUCUCCAGUCGAAGACUCGUCAAAGAAAUCUUGGAGAGACGAGGCGCCGUCACCGCAGGCAGACCAGCUUCCUAUGCUCUUGAAAAGCUCGUUUUCAGAGGCCAUUUCAUCACUAUCCAGCAACCCGACGCUCCUAUGUACCGCGUUUCCAAAAAGUUACUACAUCAAUACUUUGGAGAACCCGCGAUCGACAGGAGUCACCUGCGUAUCAUCAAUGCCGAAGCAACCCAGCUGAUCCGAGACGUUAUGGUCGAUCCGGACAACUUUCCUCACCAUGCCCACAGAUACGCUAAUAGUUUCACGAUGAGUGCGAGUGAGUCCUUCAUCCAUCUCUCCCUGGGUAUGACUCGCAAAGUGAGCACGACACUGACCGAUCUAGCCUAUGGCAUACGAACUCCAAGCCACGACACUCCUCAUUUGGUAGCAAUCACCAAAAUCACCUCGCAAACGGCGUCUCUCAUCGUCCCCGGAAGAUUACCACCCGUUGAUAUAUUCCCAUUCCUCAAGCUCGUGCCCGAACGCUUCCUGGGUAAUUGGGUCACCCUAUGUACAGAUUUGCAAAAAGCAAGCGACAAGCUAUAUACGUCUAUUCUUGGAGCGGUGAUGGAGCGCCGGAAAGCCAAAGGCCCGCAAGACACUUUCGCCGACAUAUGUAUCGACAAUAAGGAGUACGACUUCUCGUUUCAUGAGCUCAUGUACUUGACAGGAUCCGUCUUGGACGCAGGGACAGACACUACUUCGUCGGUCCUGAUCACACUGAUCCAGAUGCUCUGUGCCUAUCCGGAAAUUCUCAAGAGAGCUCACGCCGAGAUUGAUAUGGUAGUUGGCGAAGACCGAACCCCGAUAUGGGACGACUUCGCCAAGUUACCAUACAUCAACCAACUCAUAAAAGAGACGCAGCGCCUCCGCCCAGCUACACCUAUUGCAUUCCCUCAUAAAGCACUCAAAGAUAUUUGGAUCGACGGGAAACUGAUCCCCGAGGGGGCCACCAUUAUCGCCAACAUCACAGGACUUCAUUCAGAUGCCAACAAAUUUGAACGUCCUGGCGAGUUCAACCCCGACCACUACGAGGGAAUGACAAAGUUGGCUCAGGGUUAUGCUAAUAUUUCAGAUGAAAACAAACGAGAUCACUAUGUGUACGGCUUUGGACGUCGGAUUUGCGCAGGGAUGAAGAUCGCCGAGAGAUCAUUAUUCACUACCUUUUCCAAGAUGCUCUGGGCCUUUGACAUAUCUGCUCCCAAAGAUGAGCAAGGACGACUCGUGGAAAUGAACCUUGAUCCGAUGACGGGCUACACAGACGGCACUAUCGUCAUGGCCAAACCCUUUCAGGCCUGCAUCAAGGUCCGGUCUGAGCGGAGAAGGGAGACAAUUCUGAGGGAAUUUGACGAGGCGCAGAAAAAUAUAUUUUCCCAAUUCGAGGUGCCCACGAUGGAAGAGAGCAUCUCAACGGACUCGGAGCAUAAGAGCGCAGAUGGCAAUUGA